AAGGUAAAACGGGUAAUAACGAUAUUUAAGAAUCUGUAGUAUUUAAAGUUGUCAUUUUUAAGCCGUUACUUCAAAAUUUAAAUCUCCCUUUCUCUCCCACUCCAAACCCACAAAGAAAAGGUAAAGCCCACCUCUUCCCUCUCCGUUCCUGAAAUAGAUGAUUAACUCGCUCCGGACCACUGCAUCUAACCCUCUCACUCUCCUGGAAUCAACCUCUACCCUCAAAGAACUGCACCAAAUACAUGCUCAGCUUAUUGUCAGCGGCCACCUCCGCCACCCUCGUCUCCUCGCGAAAUUCGUCUCUCUGCUCGCCCUCUCUCAGAACACUCCUCACCAUCUCCCAUAUUCCCGCAAAAUCCUCAACCACUCUCCUUCUUCACCCACCACCUUUGCCCUCAAUAACUUAAUCCGUGCCCACUCCAAACCCCCCUUCAACCCUCUCCAAGCCUUCAACUUUUACAGCCAAAUCCUUCACUCCCCUUCCCUCUCUCCCGACAACUUCACCUUCACAUUUUUAGUCCGCGCCUCCGCCCAUCUCACCUCUGCCGCCAUUGGCGCAGCAUCGCAUGCUGCUGCGCUCAAGCGCGGCCACGCUGACGACCCCCACGUUCAGAGUAGCCUCAUCCACAUGUACUCCAGCUUCCGUUCCAGUACUGCAUGUCACCGCCUAUUUGAAGGAAUCCAGGACCCUGAUGUUGUCAUGCAAACUGCUAUGAUCGGUGCCUAUGCGGCCUCUGGCGACAUUGAUGUUGCUCGUAAAGUGUUCGGCGAAAUGCCUCACAGAGAUGCUAUCGCCUGGAAUGCAAUGAUCGCAGGGUACUCACAUGUAGGUCGUUGUAGAGAGGCGUUGGAGUUGUUUUCGGCAAUGCAGGGAGAGAGUGUGAGUGUGAGUGAGGCCACCAUGGUUUCAGUCCUCACUGCUUGUGCCCAGCUGGGAGCGUUGGAUCAGGGGAGAUGGGCGCAUGCUUACAUUCAGAAGAAGAGGAUUCAAUUGACUGUAACACUUGGAACUUCGCUUAUAGAUAUGUAUUCCAAAUGCGGCAGUGUGGAUAGAGCUAUGGAAGUGUUUAAGGCGAUGCCAGAGAAGAAUGUGUACACUUGGAGUAGCGCAAUGAGUGGUCUUGCCAUGAAUGGAGCAGGCAAGCAGUGCAUUGAGGUUUUUGAGCUCAUGGAGAAAGAAGAGUUAGAGCCCAAUGAAAUCACAUUUGUUUCAGUUCUCCGUGGGUGCAGCAUUGUGGGUUUGGUUGAUAGAGGGCUUGAGUAUUUUGAUUUGAUGAAGAGUAAAUAUGGAAUUGAGCCUUGGCCUGAGCAUUAUGGCUGCAUGGUGGACUUGUAUGGCAGAGCUGGGAGACUGGAAGAGGCUCUGCAGUUCAUUAAAUCCAUGCCUUCUAAACCUCAUUCUGGAGCUUGGGGAGCACUGCUUAAUGCAUGCAAAAUCUAUAGAAACAUUGAGUUGGGAGAACUUGCACUGAGCAAAAUCUUGGAGAUUGAAACAAUGAAUGAUGGAGCUUAUGUACUUUUAUCGAACAUAUAUGCCGACUUCGGGAAUUGGAAGGGAGUCUGCAGCGUGAGGGAGUUGAUGAAGGCUAAGGGAGUGAGGAAAGAACCUGGUUGCAGUGUGAUUGAGGUUUCUGGCUUAGUUCAUGAGUUCUUUGUUGGGGAUAAAUCUCAUCCAAUGUAUCAGGAAAUUGAGGUCAUGCUGGGAGAGAUUAAUUGGAAGCUGAAACUUGCUGGAUAUGCAGCUAAGACUAAUGAAGUGCUAUUUGAUAUUGAGGAAGAGGAGAAAGAGAAUGCUCUUAUUUGGCAUAGUGAGAAACUGGCAAUUGCUUAUGGGCUUAUUGCCCUCAAGGAAGGGGUUACCGUUAGGAUCGUGAAAAACCUUAGGGUCUGUUGGGAUUGCCAUGAUUGGACCAAGUUUAUAUCGAAAGUGUUUGGAAGAGAGAUUAUUGUGAGGGAUAGGAAUAGAUUUCACCACUUCAAAGAUGGAGUGUGUUCUUGCAAGGAUUAUUGGUGAUUGAGCUGAAAUUGAUCUACUUUGGAAUUC
Molecule: messenger RNA, 2044 nt
Organism: Dendrobium catenatum
Lineage: Eukaryota; Viridiplantae; Streptophyta; Magnoliopsida; Asparagales; Orchidaceae
Product: putative pentatricopeptide repeat-containing protein At5g40405
Exons: 1
Coding region: 158-2014 (618 amino acids)
Biological process (GO): RNA modification
Molecular function (GO): zinc ion binding; RNA binding; protein binding
Source: RefSeq, a predicted model, not a curated record